Messenger RNA from Stegodyphus dumicola, 3005 nucleotides. Its product is annotated as von Willebrand factor-like. The record is from RefSeq and is a predicted model, not a curated record. NCBI's taxonomy places the organism in Eukaryota, Metazoa, Arthropoda, Arachnida, Araneae, Eresidae.
AGUCCAUCAGUAGUGGCUGGUUUGCGCUUAGAAAAAGCUCUUUUCAAGAAACACCAGUACAAUAGUCCAUAUAUGAAAGAUUGGUGCGGCGAAAAUGAACAUUACGAGCAUUGCGGUCCUAAUUGUCCAGACACAUGCAAAAAUUAUAAAGACGUUCAUAAGCCGUGUCUCCGAAGAUGCGUUAAAGGAUGCUUUUGCAAUGAAGGAUAUGUAAAGGCUGGAGAUGGUAACUGCGUGAAGCCAGAAAAUUGCCUCUCUUCUAUAAAAACUUUAUGCCAUAAAAACGAACAUUAUGAAUAUUGCGGUACUGGCUGUCCGUCUAUCUGCGAGAAUCAAGAAAUAACACACAAGUCAUGUUCCGAAAGAUGUGUUGCUGGAUGUUUUUGCAAUAAAGGAUAUGUAAAAGCUGAAGACGGUCGUUGCAUAAAAAACGAACAUUGUGCCUUUCAAGAGGAGAAUUGCCCGGAAAAUCAGCAUUUUAGGGCAUGCGGCACACCCUGUCUCUACACAUGUGAAAAAUUUCAGAACCGUAGAAAACGGUGUCUUGAAAGGUGUGUUCCAGAUUGCUUCUGUGAUAUAGGAUUUCUAAAGACCGAAGAUGGCCGCUGCGUAAGACGUGAAAAUUGCCCAGUUCGUAAACUAACAGUUGAUUGUCCUGAAAAUGAGCAUUUCGAAGAAUGUGGAAGUGCCUAUCCCACUACCUGCGACAAUUCGGAAGAUUUCGAACGACCAGAGGUCGAAAUGUGUGUUAAAGGUUGUUUCUGCAAUAAAGGCUUUCUAAAAGAUGAAAAUGGGCAAUGUGUAACUCCAGAGAAUUGUCCUCGUGUUUGCAAACAGCAGAAGCAGUCGGGACCGUGCACAUUAAGGAUUCAAAGAUUUUAUUUUAAUAACAAGACAAGGCAAUGCGAAAUCUUUAUAUAUGGAGGCUGCCUUGGAAACAGAAACAACUUUAUGACUAAACAGCAGUGUGAAGCCACUUGUGUUGAGUGCCCUGAGAAGCAGCAUUUUGAGGUAUGCAGCUCACCUUGUGUCUUCAGCUGUGAAAAAUAUCGAGACCCUAGCAAAGUAUGCCUGGAAAAGUGUGUUUCAGGAUGCUUUUGCGAUAAAGGAUAUUUAAAGACAAAAGAUGGCCGUUAUGUGAAACCAGAAAAUUGCCCACUUCGUAUACUAAGUGCUUGCCAACAACGGAGGCAGUCCGGACCGUGCAGACACAUCUUCCACCGAUUUUAUUUUAAUAACAAAACUAGAAAAUGCGAACUUUUCAUUUAUGGAGGUUGCCAUGGAAACAAAAACAACUUUAGAACCAGAAAGCUGUGUGAAAAUACGUGUGUUGGUUAAGAAACACAGGGCAUGAAACCUAAUUCACUAGCAAUGUAGAGUACAGGAUAUUUUAUAAAUAUUUUAUUGCUCAGUAAGUCUUCUUCACUGCCAUUUCAGAGGCAACAAAGCACACAUAUAAAACGUUUUUGGAACUUGCCUAUGGGUUUUAGAAUUCUAAAUUUCUAAUCAUGCUAGGUAUUUGUUGAGCGAUACUGUGGUGAAAAAAACUAAUGAUGAUAAUAUAUACGUGUAAUUUGAGAAUAAGACUUUCAGACUUCAUGCAGUUGACUAACUGUGAGAACUCUCACUAAAAACUGUGAGAGUUUUCUAAAUUAGAUGUAUAAAUACCGACUGCAUUACUUUCAUAGCUUAAAGCCGGCAAACCAGUGUACAGAUUCUGUCUCCUCUAUGUGAUACAGCAAGAUAUUCACGCAGAAAGACGUUGUGAGAAAUACAUAUAAGCAAGCAUCUGUUGCUGUUCUUUGUUGCUGUUUCAUUACAUUGUCGUAGCUCUGUUUAACACAUUCAUGGCUACAAAAAACUAAAACAACUUUCUACAAUCACCUUUCUACAAUCUCAUUAUAGCUGCAUCAGAGUAUAUUUCAACUACAUAAUGUUUGUCAAAUAUGGCAGGUCGCCUUUCGUGACUGAAAAUCUAUAAUAUCGACAUGCACCUCUCCUGAUCGAGCAUGUGUGAUAGGUGAUAAAUGGUACUUAUGCUAGUUCUGGAAUUUCAAUGAAUUGGCUAGCCAACUAAAGCACACCAUUCUAAACUUUAAAACAUUCUAUCGAACUGCGAAGCAUACACAUCUGAAGGAAGCUGGAUAACUUAUUGUAUCUAAUUCAAAACUUAUGCAAAAAAAUUAUGAUAUGGUACACUUUUGUAUAUAGCCUCCAUUUCUCUACACUCGUAAUACUUUCCAAUUUUUACCUAUUAUCGUAAGUGAAAUGGUUCUUCGUAGAUGUGUCGUUUUCUUGUUUUUAAGUAGUUUUUUUAUACCCUGUAGACGAACAAAUGUUUAAAUACUUUUAAUUUUUUUAAAGUAUUUGUGAAUAAAUGGCAUAUAAUUUGUUGUUACGCUUUUGCGACUUAUCUCACUUGUCUGAAAGUAACAUAAGUACAAGUCCACCAAAUUCAUUUGGACAACGUCGGCAAGAGCUUCGAGCACCAUAGAGGUGACCGUAAGGCUUUGUUUAGUUCCGCCCCCAGUUUGGAUGAAAAGCAGCCCGGGGGGACGGUUCGAGGAUCUUCCACUCUCUUCUUCUAGCACUGACCUCCUGAGAGGACUUCCGGCUCGACGCAUAUUUAGAGUGCCCCAUGCUGCAUAGACACUAUACAUAGUUUACUUUAAUGACGGAGGACGCGAGCACCACCCCUCUACCAUGGCGGUUAAUUGGUAUAGCACCGCGUCCCCCUUUAUCUAAAGCACCCCAAGAUGGUAUGGUAUGGGGAAGGGUGGGAGCCCCACGAACCCCCCAGACAGUCGCUGAGAUCCAGCAUAUUUAUUGGAUGUCAUGUGAUAGAAUAAAUAAAUAAAUAAAUAAAUAAAUAAAUAAAAUGAAAUAAAAUAAAAUAAAAAUUUUUAAAAAAUGCCAAACAAGGGGCAUAGCAGAUAAGUACUUUGCCACAAUUAGUGCUUUAAGUGACAUACAUAUGCAGCAUAGUAUAAACUGGUUAGUAUGCC